This is a messenger RNA of Lotus japonicus, 3995 nucleotides long. RefSeq names its product DNA-directed RNA polymerase III subunit 2-like. Gene Ontology annotation, cellular component: RNA polymerase III complex. Bases 257 to 3763 code for a protein of 1168 amino acids. Gene Ontology annotation, biological process: DNA-templated transcription. The transcript has 38 exons. Gene Ontology annotation, molecular function: DNA-directed RNA polymerase activity; ribonucleoside binding; DNA binding. The record is from RefSeq and is a predicted model, not a curated record. NCBI's taxonomy places the organism in Eukaryota, Viridiplantae, Streptophyta, Magnoliopsida, Fabales, Fabaceae.
AAGCUCCCGGUUCCCGGUUCUGCAAACACUGCUUAAAACCCAGACUUGUCCUCCCUAGGUCGUGACCUCGUACCCUGUAACCGCGCCACCGUCGCUGCCGCCGUCCAACACCGCGACGAAGCCACUGCUGUCGACGCCGUUCCACCAUCGAUAUCAUCUCAUCAUUGAACACUGUUCGGGCUCACUAUCAAUCGCGUUCUUCCAUACAAGUGACUGAAAGCAUAAAAAACGUUGUUGCAACUGUUCAACCCUUCUGAUGGGUCUCAAACACGACCCUUUGCAACAACACACCGUCCAGUCCAAUGAGGGCAGCAAGUUAUCCAAUCACUCUUUAGGUGAUUCUGGCAUUGACAAACAGUUCCUGACUGCACCUAUAAAAUCUGCUGUUGACAAGUUCCAGCUUAUUCCUGAGUUCCUCAAGAUUAGAGGAUUGGUGAAGCAACAUUUGGAUUCCUUUAACUAUUUUGUGAAUACCGGUAUCAAGAAGAUAGUUCGUGCUAAUGACAUUAUUAGGCCGACUAGGUACCCGCAUAUUUAUCUAAGAUUUUUGAAUGUCAGAAUUGGUGACCCAUGUGUGACAAUUGAUGGUAGUCCUGAAGACAUUACCCCGCAAACAUGCCGCUUAUCUGACCUAACGUAUGCUGCUCCAAUCAUUGUUGAUAUUGAGUACACUCAAGGAAGUCAUGAUAACCCAAGAACAGAAACAAAGAAAAAUGUUGUUAUUGGAAGAAUGCCUGUUAUGUUGAGGAGUUGUCGUUGUGUCUUGUAUGAGAAAGAUGAAGCUGAGCUUGCAAAACUUGGUGAGUGCCCUCUUGAUCCCGGAGGAUAUUUUGUGAUCAAAGGAAAUGAGAAGGUGAUUUUGAUACAAGAGCAACUUUCAAAGAACAGAAUAAUUAUAGUUAUGGACAAGAAUAGAAACAUUACUGCAUCUGUUACUAGCAGCACGGAGACUAAAAAAACAAAAACUGAUAUUGUGAUGGAAAAGGAGAAGAUGUGGUUAAAACUGAAUAGAUUUGCCAAGCAGGUUCCUCUUAUGGUUGUAAUGAAAGCUAUGGGGAUGGAGAGUGAUCAAGAAGUUGUACAAAUGGUCGGAAGAGAUCCUCGAUAUAGUUUGCUACUUUUGCCAUCUUUUGAGGAAUGUGCACAAAAUGGUGUGUAUACACAAGAGCAAGCAUUGGCGCAUCUUGAUUCUAAGGUAAAACGUUCCAUGUUUUCAAACAUAUCAUCUGAAAAGGAAGGAAGAGGAUCUCCAGCCCUAAAAGUCCUAGAGGAGGAAUUUCUUUCAAAUAUACCAGUGCAUCAAGGUAAUUUUCGGCUAAAAUGUAUAUAUGCUGCUGUUAUGAUGAGACGCAUAAUGGAUGCAAUUUUAAAUAAGGAUGCAAUGGAUGAUAAGGAUUAUGUGGGGAACAAACGGUUGGAGUUAUCUGGCCAGUUAAUAUCUCUUCUUUUUGAGGAUCGUUUUAAGACAAUGGGAGAACAAGUUCGGAAUAGUUCAGACAAAUUGUUAGAUAAGCCAGACAAGGCUAAUAGAUUUGACAUUUCUUCUGUGCUUGCUCGUCAUCAAGAUUUAAUCACUCAUGGUUUGGAGAGUACUCUCUCCACGGGAAAUUUUGAAAUUAGAAGGUUCAGGAUGGAAAGGAAAGGAAUGACACAGGUGCUACAAAGAUUAUCAUUUAUAGGUUUUUUGGGCCAAAUGACUAGAGUCUCUCCACAGUUUGAGAAGUCCCGGAAAGUGAGUGGUCCUAGAGCUUUGCAGCCUAGCCAGUGGGGCAUGCUUUGUCCUUGUGAUACUCCUGAAGGUGAAGCUUGUGGACUAGUAAAGAACCUGGCUUUGAUGACUCAUGUCACUACUGAUGAAGAGGAGGCCCCCUUAAUUUCUCUGUGCUAUUAUUUGGGUGUUGAAGACAUGGAAUAUCUCUCUGGAGAAGAGCUUCAUACACCAGAUUCCUUUCUUGUCAUUUUCAAUGGUUUGAUCCUUGGCAAGCACAGGAGGCCACGGGGUUUUGUCACUGCAAUGAGAAAGUUGCGGCGAGCUGGUAAAAUUGGCGAGUUUGUGAGUGUCUAUGUCAAUGAAAAGCAGGGUUGUGUCUACCUAGCUUCUGAUGGUGGUAGAGUUUGCCGUCCCCUUGUCAUUGCUGACAAUGGAAUUUCAAGAAUCAAAGAGUAUCAUAUGAAAGAGUUAAUGGAUGGAGUGCGCACAUUUGACGAUUUUUUACGAGAUGGCUUGAUUGAGUAUCUUGAUGUCAAUGAGGAAAACAAUGCUCUGAUUGCCUUAUAUGAAGGAGAUGCCACAUCAGAAACUACACAUAUUGAGAUUGAGCCUUUUACCAUCUUAGGAGUUAUUGCGGGGCUAAUUCCAUAUCCUCAUCAUAAUCAGUCACCAAGAAACACUUAUCAGUGUGCUAUGGGGAAGCAAGCUAUGGGAAAUAUAGCAUAUAACCAGCUAAACCGGAUGGACUCAAUCCUUUACCUACUGGUUUAUCCUCAACGGCCUUUGCUGACAACAAAAACAAUUGAGCUGGUUGGAUAUGAUAAGUUGGGAGCGGGUCAAAACGCCACAGUAGCUGUGAUGAGCUAUAGUGGUUAUGAUAUAGAGGAUGCCAUUGUCAUGAAUAAGUCGUCUCUUGAUCGAGGUUUCGGCCGAUGUAUAGUUAUGAAGAAGUAUAAAGUAAUCAAACAAAAGUAUCCAAAUGGCACAUCAGAUCGAAUACUUAGGCCCACUGGAACUGAAGAUGAUGCACAUCUUAUGCAGAUACUUGAUGAUGAUGGGCUUGCUGCUCCUGGGGAAAUUAUCAGGCCAAAUGACAUUUAUGUCAAUAAGCAAACACCAAAGGACACGGGUAUUUCAAGUACAGGAUCUGCAGCUAACUUGCGUGAUAUUGCAUAUCGUCCAGCUAGACAAACAUUCAAAGGUCAUGGAGGUGAAGUAGUUGAUAGGGUGGUUCUUUCCUCUGAUAAGGAUAACAAUAUGUGUAUCAAAUUUCUUAUCCGUCACACUCGUAGACCUGAGCUUGGUGAUAAAUUUAGUAGUAGACAUGGUCAGAAAGGUGUUUGUGGAACAAUUGUCCAACAGGAAGACUUUCCAUUUUCUGAGAAAGGCAUUUGUCCAGAUCUGAUUAUGAACCCUCAUGGGUUUCCAAGUCGAAUGACAGUGGGAAAGAUGAUAGAGCUUCUUGGAGGGAAAGCAGGGGUUUCAUGUGGUAGGUUUCACUAUGGCAGUGCUUUUGGCGAAAGAAGUGGUCAUGCUGACAAGGUUGAAACUAUAAGUGAAACUCUUGUGAACCAUGGCUUCAACUACGGUGGAAAAGAUUUCAUUUAUUCAGGUAUCACUGGCUGCCCAUUGCAAGCAUAUAUUUUUAUGGGGCCAAUAUACUACCAGAAAUUAAAACAUAUGGUGCUUGAUAAGAUGCAUGCCCGUGGUAAUGGCCCUCGUAACUCGCUACAUAGACAGCCUACAGAAGGGAAAGCUAGAAAUGGAGGUCUACGAAUUGGAGAAAUGGAACGCGAUUGCUUAAUUGCGUACGGUGCUAGUAUGUUGAUUUUUGAGCGACUCAUGUUAUCUAGUGAUCCUUUUGAAGUUCAGGUCUGUAGAUCGUGUGGGUUGUUAGGAUAUUACAACUAUAAGUUGAAAAUUGGUGUUUGUCCAUCAUGUAAGAAUGGAGACCAGAUUUCUAACAUGAAGCUACCAUAUGCAUGCAAACUCUUGAUUCAGGAACUCCAAUCAAUGAACAUUGUUCCCCGCUUAAAACUGGCAGAUCCCUGAGAUUAAGCAACGAAUUAAACUUAGUUAUUCAUGUUCUUAUGGAGUGAAUACAAGCCAGAACAUUGGCAUUUCUGAAAGUUUUUUUUAGUUGUUAGUUUUUCUUGCACAUUGUAGAUAAGGAAAAACUUUUCUUGACUUAUUUAGUUCAUUUAAUAUUAAAAAUUGAAUUUCAAGAGGCAACACAUCCACGAUUAAAAAAAGUAUCAUGGAAGUAUUCAGUAUUCUUGCUUCA